Zingiber officinale is the source of this 1056-nucleotide messenger RNA. RefSeq names its product protein ASPARTIC PROTEASE IN GUARD CELL 1-like. Gene Ontology annotation, biological process: proteolysis. NCBI's taxonomy places the organism in Eukaryota, Viridiplantae, Streptophyta, Magnoliopsida, Zingiberales, Zingiberaceae. Bases 16 to 1056 code for a protein of 346 amino acids. Gene Ontology annotation, molecular function: aspartic-type endopeptidase activity. The transcript has a single exon. The record is from RefSeq and is a predicted model, not a curated record.
GCGAGGUCAUUCUACAUGGUGCUCGACACAGGCAGCGACGUCAGCUGGAUUCAGUGCCUCCCCUGCGCCAACUGCUACGAGCAGUCGGACGCCGUCUUCGAUCCCUCCGCCUCCUCCUCCUACACCCCUCUUUCCUGCGAAUCUCCUCGAUGCCGCGAUCUCGGGUACGGAUACGCCUGCGUCAAUUCCACAAUCUCUUCUUCCUCCGCCACUACCGGAAGCGGCGGCGGCGACGGCGACGGCGCCGAGGGUAGCUGUCUUUAUGAGUCAUGGUACGGAGAUAACUCAUUCUCGAUUGGAGAUUUUGCCACGGAGACGGUGGGCUUCAGCCGGGAGGCCGAGUUUUCCGGCUUGUCCAUCGGGUGCGGCCACGAUAACGAGGGCCUGUUCUACGGGUCCGCCGGGAUUCUAGGUCUCGGCGCCGGGUCCCUCUCGUUCGUCUCCCAGAUAUCGGCCCGCUCCCUGUCCUACUGCCUCGUAGACCGCGAUUCCAUCGCCGCCUCCACCCUCCGCAUCGGUUCCCGCCACGGCGGCCGGGCAGAGAUCACGGCGCCCCUCAUCCGCAACGGCACUGCGAUUCCCUACUACUAUGUGGAGUUGACGGGGAUCAGCGUGGGCGGGAAGAUGCUGGACGCGCCGCCGUCGACGUUCGCGGUGAACGUGAGCAACUGGGGUGGGGGCGUGAUCCUGGAUACCGGCACGGUUGUGACGCGGCUGUUUGGGAAGGUGUACGCGGCGCUGCGAGACGCUUUCCGGGCGGGGACGGCGGCGCUUCCGGCGGCGGAAGAGUGGUCGAUUUUCGACACGUGUUACAAUCUGACGGGGUUGGAGAGCGUGGAGGUGCCAACGGUGGCGUUCCACUUCCCGAGGGGGCAGGAGCUGCAGCUGCCGGCGAAGAACUACCUGAUUCCUGUGGACGAUGCCGGGACCCACUGCCUGGCGUUCGCGCCGUCGUCGGUGCCGGCGAACAUCAUCGGCAGCGUGCAGCAACAGGGGAUACGUGUCAGCAUCGACCUCGUUCGAUCCCGAGUGGGUUUCACUCGACGCAUGUGUUAA